Soboliphyme baturini is the source of this 612-nucleotide messenger RNA. Lineage: Eukaryota; Metazoa; Nematoda; Enoplea; Dioctophymatida; Soboliphymatidae. The record is from the annotation of a GenBank genome assembly.
AUGCCUUUUCAACUCGCGCGCGACGCAUUGAAACACUACCAUGAGGAACAGAGGAGCAACCUUGGCCGACGGUCGCUGAGCACCGAUAAGCUGGUAUUCGCCUCGUCGUUCACCUCCUCCGACGACGACUCGUCAUUGUCCUCGUUCCGGUGGCGGCGAGGCAACAAAACUAGUCCGGUGACAUUCGUGUCGAUGACACAUCUCGAUGACGCCUCUUCGUCAUUGUCGGCGGAACAGCACCGGGACAGCGACUGGAGUCACCCCGCCAGCAGCCGAUUUCGCCGUUCCCUGAACAGCAGCGUUCGCGGAGUUGACGCUGGAACAGCAGGAGGGCAAGGAACUAGCUUUGAAACGAAGAAGACUGCCGAAGCGAAGACGACCACCUCUUCGACUUCGAAUCUCCUCAUCAAGCACUCGAAACGCUAUCUGAAACGCAGCGAAUGCCUUUUCAGGGGCCGAGGCCCAGCCGUCUCUGUUACUGCCCCAGGCGAUUCUCAGUCGAAGCUGAAGGAAAGCUUCCUGCGUAGAAGUGCGAAGCGAUCUCAGGAACGGAAGAACAGUGGUGGCGAAUCGCACAGCGACGAGAUCGUAAGUACCACUGAAUCGUAUUGA